Messenger RNA from Amborella trichopoda, 2519 nucleotides. Its product is annotated as clavaminate synthase-like protein At3g21360. Lineage: Eukaryota; Viridiplantae; Streptophyta; Magnoliopsida; Amborellales; Amborellaceae. The record is from RefSeq and is a predicted model, not a curated record. Gene Ontology annotation, molecular function: oxidoreductase activity.
AAAAAAGUCUAAAAAAUGGAAAAAAAUUUCAAAAAAAAGUAUGACAUCAUAACAGGAUUUGCUGAUAUCUUAAUAGGCGAUUGCCUAUCCAUGACGUCAUUUACUAAUUCAUGAUAUCAUCAAUGUUAAUGGAUCGGAAAUGGUUAGACCAAUACCCGAUUCAGAUCAAACAAAUCCAGAUCGGAUCAAAGAUUUUCGAACACUCCAUAAGAGCAAUAUUGUAUAUUUACUAUCUUAGACGAAAGAAAUAGUUAGGAGUACUCUUUAGGUUUCCGAAAGAACCAUUUAGGAGUACUCAUUAGGUUUGGAAUUUUGGGAUCCACCUAAGAAAUCACCAUGUGAUAAACUCCAGAUGAGAAAAAUCCGCUGGUAGCUUUUUUUUCUCUCAUGAAGGAGUAAAUGUACACCAUGCUCGCUUGGGAGCAUGGUAUAUGCACCAAUGAUGUAGACAACACUGGUUCGCUACAAAAUCAACAGGUCCGACUUGAGAAUCGAUCACCCCAUUUUGGUUUUGCGUAUAUAUUCUAGAAGGCAACCGAUAGUGCCGCACAGUAAAAUGGUGAUCCAUACCGUCAGUCCACUGAUCUGGCUCAGUUUAUGUCCAGUUCAUUAUUGUUUCAUGUAUUUUUUUGUCGGUUCACUAAUUUUUCACACAGUAAAACAAUGAUCCGAACUCCUGACUCAUCGAUCCGGACCGAGAUUUUUGGGGAACCCGAUUUGGGCGACAUAAGUGAUGGUUAUUAACUUCCCAAGAAAAGGUUACAUAUAGGUGCCGCUAUUUCUUGUUGUCAUGCAUUGUGAUGACAGUUGUCGUCAUAGUUGUAUGCAUUCACGUUUUUCACACAGUAAAACAAUGAUCCGAACUACUGACUCAUCGAUCCGGACCGAGAUUUUUGGGGAGCCCUAUGUGGACGACAUAAGUGAUGGUUAUUACCUUCCCAAGAAAGGGUUACAUAUAGGGGCCGCUAUUUCUUGUUGUCAUGCAUUGUGAUGACAGUUGUCAUCAUAGUUAUAGGCAUUCACGUUUUUCACACAGUAAAACAAUGAUCCGAACUACUGACUCAUCGAUCCGGACCGAGAUUUUUGGGGAGCCCGAUUUGGGCGACAUAAGUGAUGGUUAUUACCUUGGGUUGCAUAUAGGCGCCGCUAUUUCUUGUUGCCAUGCAUUGUGAUGACAGUUGUCAUCAUAGUUGUAUGCAUUCACGUUUUGAUGAUAAAUAUGUGCCGGAUGUACAUUAAUGGGCAAAUGUUUCCAAAUCUUUAACUAGUUUGUGCGUCACUUUUGUCAAUACAUAUAUGGAAAAGCAUGUCCUCUAAUAUGAUUGGCUAAACAGCUUGGCUAUAUAUAUGAACGAAUGCAUGGGCCUGUGAUCAGGUUAGGUUAGCUAAAGCACAUUAGUGACCAAAAAUGGAGUUUGUAGAAGGAAAAGUGAAAGAAGAGAAGUGGUUUGGUGAGAUAGUGUUUCCUAGGACUCUCCUACCCUCUCAUGGAUUUGAAGAUGGGCUUUCUACUCCCUCGCAUGAAGGGGGAGAAACGCGUUUGGCAGAGGCCGUAAGGGCAAAUCGUGGGUGGCUCGAUGAACAGUUGAGCCGGCACGGUGCUAUUCUCUUUCGAGGGUUUGAUGUGCAUCGUGCAGAGGACUUUGGGAGCGUGGUGGAGGCGUUUGGGUGGGAGGAGAUGGUUUACGAGGCUGGUGGCGCCGUGCGCUCCAAGGUUGCUGAUCGUGUCUACACUGCCAAUGAGUCUCCACCUGAGAAGCUCAUUGAUUUCCAUCAUGAGAUGUCAUAUAGCAAAAAAUUCCCUUCCAAGAUCUUCUUCUUUUGUAUGGAGGCCCCACCAGAAGGCGGUGAGACCUCCAUACUACUUAGCCACAUUGUUGUUGAGAAGAUGGAGGAGGCCUUGCCUGAAUUUGUCAAUAAAUUGGGAAAUGUGGGAGCUAUUAUCCGAGUAUGGACCCCAAAAAUCGCUUCCAAGAAACAGUUUAGGAGAACGUGGCAACAAGUACUACAAACUGAUGACAAGAACGAAGCAGGAAAGCAGGCUCUGCUGAAGCUAGCUUGCAACUCAGUUGAAUUUCUAGAGGAUGGGGGGGCUGAACUUGUAUUUGGACCCUUGAACCCAAUAAGAACUUUUCAAGGGGGGCUCAGGGCCUGGUUCUUCACCAUUGUAGGCUACACUGGCAAGCUUGAUGACAUGAGUGUAUGCUUUGGAGAUGGGACUCCAUUUCCUGAUGAAGCCUUCAAUACUUACAAGAAGAUUAGGGAUGAAAUCAAUGUGAAUAUAAGAUGGCAAAAGGGUGAUAUCUUGCUUCUUGACAACCUUGCUGUUCAGCAUGCGCGGAGGCCCGGAAAGCCUCCUCGCGUCAUUUUAGCUUCAUUGUGCAAGUGAAUUCCAGUCUCUCACUCUCUGUACGUGUGUGUGUGUGCGCGUGAGUACAAGUGAAUUCUAUAGUCUCUUUCGCUAGUCAAUUCUGUAAGUAGUACCAUAGGGAGUUAGUUUUCAGUGUGUUCCCAUGGAA